AAAGAGGCAUUUUGUGUCCAUUUAAUGGACAAUGGUUAUCGACAUAAUAUUAUCUCUUGAAAUAUUUUAUGAUGUAUGCAUGUAUUUUUAACAAAUUGUUCAUACCAAGCAUGAUUUUGUUGCGAAACUCAAAUAUCAUUAUGGACUUUAAUAAUUUCAAGACGGAAAAUUUUGUUAGAACACCCAAGCUGGGGUCAAAUCUUAGUGGGAUUGUAAAAAGGAAAGCAAUUACUGUCUUGAAAUGUAUAUUAUAUGUGAAGGAGAAAAUAUUCUUUCUUAAAAUAAUCGGAUGCAAAAUGGAAAACUGACAGAAAUAUUUCACCACGCAAUGAAAAAUACGUUGUGUGGGAUGUACGUUAUUCAUAUCAAAAUAUUUAAAUAUUUAUGACAAGCAACUUUUUCUUUUGCAAUGCACCAUGUAACAGUUAAUUUGACAUAUAUAAACGUACAUUAUGAAUACUUUUCCCAGCAUUUUAAAAGCUCAAUCAUGCACCUCCUAAUUCAUGACAAAAACCUUUAUUCAACAUUAGCAUGACUUUUUCAUGAAUAUUUUAAUUCAAGCAACCAGAGGAGUGAAUUUACCACAAUAAGAAUCAUCAACUUAAUGUGCAUGUGUCCCUUAAGCAUCCAUGUCUCUCUUAAACUGCACGAGUGCCAUUUGGUGAUAUACUACAUCUCUUCAGUCUACCUAUAUCAAGAGAAGACAAUCAAAAAUUCACGUGAAAGAAAUUUUUGGGGAUGCAGAAAUCAAUAUAGGUUCCAAAUUUUGAAAUUGGUUGGGGAAAAUGCAUAUGAAAUAAUGAAGUUAUUUCUGCAAAUAAUAAUGAAGUUAUAGGGAAGCAUCCAUUUAUAGAUAAUCGUAUUUAGGUGAUAAAUUGGUACUACAAAUUUCAAAAUGUUUUGUCCAAACGCGAAGCACUUGUUAUAAUUAAAUUUAUAACCAUGAUUUUUAUGUCUCUGGAAAAGGAGCAUAUUAUUAUACAGCAUUUUGACGUCUCACAUUAGAAUUAACAAAGGCCUUUGUAUAAUACUGCUGUCAGCUGAUCUUUUCUGAAAAGCUACAAUAUUAUUUGCACUUUCAGUGUAAAAACUAAUUGGCUAAAAUAACCAUAAAAAUUAGUUACCUCAGAUGUAUUUAAUCACUUUAAUCAAUAUUUUUAAUGCUUACUUUAAAACAAUCAUGUGGUUAUUUUAACCAGUCGGUUUUCACAGUGUUCAAGCAACAUCAGAAAACAUGCUAUAGAAGAACAUCUUUGAUCAAUAUAGGCACAACACGUUAUUUAUCUCGUCAAAUUAUUGUUAAAAGUCUAUCGUUCAUGCUUUUUAAUCAACAUUUAUUUCAGUGAGAUUGGCAUUAAAUGUAAAUGAAAUAUAUUUUGCAAAUGUACUGCGCAUGAUGAUUUUAUGCUUACAAGCAUGCCUCGUACCGAAGGUACUCAUCUCAGGUCUUUAUAAUAAAGGUGCAUUUUAAAUAAAGGCCACCCCAGAUAAAAUGUUCCCAGCAUGCCUCUGUGGAUUGGUUUUAUUGGAAUCAUGAAAUGGCCUCAACAUUUGUCUGAUCUGCUGCCCACUAAGCUCGCAUGUAAUGAACUAAAUCGAAUUCUAAGAGCUACUUUACCCUCAAAUAAAACAGAACUGCAAGGCCACUUAAAGAAUGAAUGGCAAAGAAAUUUUUGAGGUGAUCUACGAUAACAACAAGCUGUUUAAUUUAUUUGUUAUUUUAUAGAAAUUCAAACAAAAAUGAUAUUUCUGUUCGGGAUCAUUGCACUGCUACCCGUCGAUCACGUCUCUGGAGAAGUGGAGGAAAUGUGUAAUAGAAGAGAGACUACUAAUGCCACGUAUUGCUUGAAUGUUCUAUUGAAAGACUACGAUAUUCGCACUCGACCCUUUACACGAAAACAAUCUGUGACAAUAACUGUGAAGGGGCAGAUUCAACAGUUUAGAGAUAUUAAAGAAUCAACAAUGGAAUUCACAUCUAGUGUGUUUCUUAUUCAAAAAUGGCAAGAUCCUCGUCUUCAACACAACUUUUCCGUCCACUUAUCCUUAAAAGGAAAGGAAGUCAACGAGAGAUUAUGGAUUCCUGAUAUAUAUGUAACAAAUUCCAACCAAUAUAUACUUCAUGAAGACAACCAAUUAAUUCACAUACAUCACGAUGGCAAUAUAUAUUACAGUGCAAGAAUCACGAUAGUUGCUACAUGUCAAAUGGAACUGAAAAAAUUUCCGAUGGAUGCACAAGAAUGUAAAUUGACUUUUGAAAGUUAUGCGUACAAGAAAGAUCACAUGCAAUUGUUGUGGGUCACAGACAAACCAAUUGAAGUUAUAAACACACAAAUGGCUGAAUUUGAAAUCGGUGAUAUCGAAUCCGACAUCAAAUGCACAGUAGAAAAUGUGUCAUAUCCAGCAGGAAAAUACUCGAGUCUCGUCGCAACAUUCAAAUUUAAACGACGAAUGGGUUUCUAUCUGAUACAAGCUUAUUUUCCAAGUUUGAUCAUCACAAUCCUCAGUUGGAUGUCAUUUUAUAUUGACCCGAAGGAUAUUGGAGAACGAGUUUCUUUAGGUAUAACCACAAUAUUAACUAUAGUUUUCCUACUUGGUACGAAUAAUUCUUCAAUGCCAAGAGUAAGCUACGCCAAAGCCAUAGACUGGUAUCUCAUUACAAGUUUCAUGUUUGUGUUCAGUACUUUGAUUGAGUCUCUUAUUGUUUUCAAAUUUUCUCGUGAUGAUGACAUCUCGAAAGAAGAAAAUCAUAAAAAUAAAAUGGACGAGCUUAAGAGCUACAAGCCGAACAACUUGACCAGGGAGAAUUCUAAAAAAGUUGAGGCAAUGAAACAACAAGAGCCAACAUCACCAUGCUUGGUUGAUGAAAAUGGUGAAACAAGAUCUCUGUACCUGGCUUUUGCGAAAAAUGACUUACACUUUGCUUGUUGCAAUUCAUUCCUCUUUAACAAGUGUCCUCAAAAAGCGGCCAUUCCUAAUACAAACCGUAAGUUUUCUUUGAGUCACAUCAUCGAUCGUGUGUGCCGUGUUUUUUUCCCAGUGUCAUUUUUAUUCAUGAAUGUGUUAUAUUGGUCUUUGCUGGCUUAAAAACUGAACAAGAGCUAGCAACUUUAUUGGUCAAUACGAAGAAGGGUGGUGCUUUACUACACUUCUCAAAGAACAACAACUCUGCAUUCCUGUCCAUAACUGUAACGAAAAACUCAUCUCAAAUACAUUUUAAAAGUAAUUAAGGAAGUAUUAGUUGGUCAUGAUUUUAUCAGUGAUGAUGUGACAGACGGAACUUGAGAUCAGUUCAAAGUGUAAACAAAAAAAGUUGAUUAUGUUUAUUCUAUAUUUGCUUAAACUUGAUGAAUAACUAAGAGAUUAAAAUUAUCUAAUAUUUGUGUCAUAUGCAAUGAUGGUAUCCAAGUAUUGUAAAUUAAAAAUAAUACAGUCUAUAGCAUGUAUGGAGAUGAGAAAGGAACAGCUAACUAGCUACGUUAAUGAUUUAUUCAGGACAAAAAUAUUCAAAUGUCAUCUGUUUCCUUGUAUGAAUAUAUAAGAGCGUAUAUUCAGAGAGACUCAGAGACUUUACAACAAAUUUCGUGUAUUAAAUAGCAGUAGAAAUUACAAAUCAUUUCAAACCUUGUCA
Messenger RNA from Xenia sp. Carnegie-2017, 3628 nucleotides. RefSeq names its product glycine receptor subunit alpha-4-like. Gene Ontology annotation, molecular function: neurotransmitter receptor activity; transmembrane signaling receptor activity; chloride channel activity. Gene Ontology annotation, biological process: nervous system process; chemical synaptic transmission; chloride transmembrane transport. Bases 1741 to 3084 code for a protein of 447 amino acids. The record is from RefSeq and is a predicted model, not a curated record. Gene Ontology annotation, cellular component: neuron projection; synapse; membrane. The transcript has 9 exons. Lineage: Eukaryota; Metazoa; Cnidaria; Anthozoa; Malacalcyonacea; Xeniidae.